Talaromyces amestolkiae is the source of this 1512-nucleotide messenger RNA. RefSeq lists its product as uncharacterized. The coding region runs from base 1 to 1512 and encodes 503 amino acids. NCBI's taxonomy places the organism in Eukaryota, Fungi, Ascomycota, Eurotiomycetes, Eurotiales, Trichocomaceae. The record is from RefSeq and is a predicted model, not a curated record. The transcript has 5 exons. Gene Ontology annotation, molecular function: oxidoreductase activity, acting on the aldehyde or oxo group of donors, NAD or NADP as acceptor.
AUGUCGCAGACACUUCGACCAAUCCGUGAAGCAGUCAUUGAUGGGCGCACGAAAAACAUCAUCUGGCGUCAAAUUCAGCUUGAGAAUUUGCAGCGCACCUUAAUCGACAAUGCGGAUACAAUUCAGGCUGCUAUUCGACAAGAUAGCGCAUACACCACCACCGAAGCCGCCAUUGAGUACUGUCUAACUCUAAAAUGUCUGAAUGAGAACUAUGAGUCGUUGGAUGUCGAGCAAGCUCUGAAAGAUGAGUAUGCGGUCGCACGAGGAGAGAAUGCCGAAGAUUUUAGAGAUCCGGUAGGAAUUGUGUAUAUUGUUCCCACGACGCAUAACUUCUUCUAUUCGAUCGUUAGCGCUGUAGGCGCAGCAAUCACAGCUGGCAACUGUGUCGUUGUUGAGCUUCAGAUCACCGGUGGGCAAAAAGCCGUCUCUGAAAUACUACAAAACCUUUUGAAGGCCUCUCUUGACCACGGUGUCAUCGAAUUUGUCUCAACCCGUGCCAGCGACGAAGACCUCUCACCAAGCCACAUCCGGCUUUUCCAAGAAAAGUCACAGAAUGAACGUCAACCCGCUUCCUCUAAGAGUCUCUUUCCAUUAUCAUCCGCCACCCGGAGUAUCGCCAUCGUCGACCGUACUGCUGAUCUCACUGGCGCUGCAGAAGCGAUCGCCACGGCGCGAUUUGCCUAUGGCGGUAACUCUCCCUAUGCGCCAGACUUGGUGUUGGUGAAUGAGUUUGUGAAGAGCCAAUUCCUUCGCGCACUUAUACAAGCUACUAUGGAUCAAUUAUCGCUUCGAAUGUCGGUUGAUGCAAAAUUUUCUCCGUCGCGGAAUACUCAGCAGACCGCGAGUUUGAUUGCUGCUGAGAUUGAGGGGAAACGAGCUAUCAGUCUUUCCAGUGUUGGCGAGGGAAGCUUGGUAGAUGUUACUAGCAGAGAUUCACAAUUGCUACGGAGCAAAAUCCGAGGAUACAAUAUUCUGCUCCAUAGCGUGCGGUCGUUAGACGAUGCUAUUGACUUAGCUAGUCAACAUGGAGAACUACUAGCUGCAUACACAUUCGCAGACCCUGCUUCAGGGAAAUACGUAUCUCAAUUCGUCCCUUCGCAAGUAUCUUUCGUCAACCAGAUUCCGUUUGAAAUCUUAGUUGGGCCCUCAUUCCCCGAAACAUCUCCCCUAAACCAAUCCCUCCAUAUUCGCUACCCAACAGACCUGUUCUCCAUCCCUAGGCCCCAAUAUAUCCUUAAAACACCACUUUCCCAACAAAUCCAGCAAUACUUCCUCCUCAAGGGCAGCAGCAGCAAGAACACAUCCCCAGCCGUCUGGCAGAAAACCUUGAUAACCAGAAUCUCAAAAAGAAUCUCCGCUACAAAACAGAAACGUCGUCCAGGCGGGCAGGUGGGAUUCUUUGAGCAGGGGAUUCUGCUUGGAUUGGGAAUGACUGGUGUGCCGAUUUUGGUUUGUGUUGGUACAUUAGCUUAUUAUGGAUUGGGGUUUGCGUGGAGGCAUUUUAGGCACUGA